GUCCAUAAUCCAAUAUCCAGCUACAUAUACUAGGAACAAUUUACUUAUUACCUCGUACCUCCGAGUGUCAUUUAAUAAGCCGGUCACAAUGUUGGUGCUGAUCAUGGAGGUUUUGGUUUCGGUUUUGGUUUUGAUCGCGCACACCGGUUUUGGUCGUGCUGCGGUUGUUACAUGUCCUGCUUGCGGGACAAGUCACGUUCCGUAUCCGCUUAGCACUGGACCGAUGUGCGGCAACCAGUCGUACAAGGUCCGGUGUGACAAGGGUGCGUUGAAGUUUGACACGCUUAAUAACACUUACCCGAUCAUAUCAAUCUCCCCAAAAGACCAACAGCUAGUGAUCGCGCAAUCACCCUUCUUACCAAACACGUGCUACACGGCUGAUCUUCCCACCCAAGGCAUACAGCUGGACCCGUCGUUGCCUUUCAGUAUAUCGUUAAACAACACUGUAAUCUUCUUCAACUGUACGGAAACAAUGUCUUCGUUUACGAUGGAUUGCACUCCCACGAGCCCUUGCAGAGCGUAUGUGAACGGAUCACCGCUGAUGUCCGUGUGUAGGAAAUCGCCACGUUGUUGUUCGUUUUAUAAAGGAAGCUCUACAAGCCUGUACUCGCUUCGACUAACCAUGAAUCGAUGCAGGGCGUACAAAAGCUUCGUUAAUCUAAACAGCUCGUUGCCGUUUAACAAGUGGCCGGAUCCUGCUGUCGAGUUGGUGUGGGCUCCACCGCCCGAGCCAGCGUGUACAAAACAGGCUCAAUGCGAGGCGACUUCCACUUGCAGGGAUGCUCACGACGGAUCACGAAGGUGUUUAUGCAAGUCGGCAUUCCUUUGGGAUGCGGUCGCCGGGCAGUGUGUUAAGGAUCUCGAAAAAGCCCGAAGAAAACGGACAGUACUUGUCGCAUCUACGGUAUGCGUUGGUGGUAUAGUAUGUUUAACAAGUAUAUUCGGGUUGGCUACACUUAUUCGCCAUCGAAAAAGCAAAGCAGCACGAAAACGCCUUGCUCGUGAGCGAGAGAAGAUCGUAGGGGCGAGUGGCAUUGGAAAGCUAGCCAAAGUCUUCACAAGCAAAGAGAUAAAAAAGGCCACUAACAACUUCUCGCAAACCGAUCUUCUUGGCGUUGGCGGGUUCGGAGAAGUAUACAAAGGCGUGAUGGAGGAUGGCGCGAUAGUGGCUGUUAAAUGCGCGAAACCUGGUAACACCAAAAGCAUAGAUCAAGUCCUAAACGAGGUUCGAAUCUUGUGCCAAGUCAACCACAAGAACCUCGUACGCCUUCUCGGUUGUUGUGUGGAAGAGGAACAACCGUUUUUGGUGUACGAGUAUAUUCCAAACGGAAGCCUCUUUGAUCACUUGCAUGGUCAUGACAAACGACCUUUAACGUGGGGUGAACGUCUAGGUAUCGCUCAUGACACUGCCGAAGGGCUCGCGUACCUCCACUUCUCCGCAUCACCCCCGAUUUACCAUCGUGACGUAAAGUCGAGCAACAUUUUACUCGACUACAACAUGAAAGCAAAGGUGGCGGAUUUUGGUUUGUCAAGACUAGCCGAGGCGGAUGUGACCCAUGUGACAACUUGUGCACAAGGUACUUUCGGGUACUUAGAUCCCGACUAUUAUUGGAACUAUCAGUUGACCGAUAAGAGUGAUGUGUAUAGUUUUGGAGUACUGUUGUUGGAAAUGCUUACGGGUCAAAAGGCUAUAGACUUUGUCAGACCCGCGGAAGAUGUAAACUUGGUCGCCUACAUUAAACGAGUAGUGAACGAGGAAAGAUUGGUGGAUGUUAUUGACCUGACGCUUAAGAAACACGCGACCUCGUUGGACAUUGAGGCGAUGAAAGCAUUUGGGUUUCUUGCGAUGAGUUGUUUGGAGGAACGAAGAGAGAACCGGCCUUCUAUGAAGGAAACAUCCGAGGAGAUCGAGUAUAUCAUGGGUGUCGUUGCAAACACCGCGGACGAUAAUCUUCGCUAAAUGAAUAUGUUUUUCUAUUUUGAAAAUAUGUGUAAAAUGACCAAAGUUUUGUGUUUUAUAGUUGUUGAACCAUCAUAGUUUUUUUUGUUGAAAUGAUACAACUCUUCGUGAAAGAGUAUGUCAGUCGACGCUA
Messenger RNA from Helianthus annuus (common sunflower), 2093 nucleotides. RefSeq names its product wall-associated receptor kinase-like 20. Bases 89 to 1960 code for a protein of 623 amino acids. Gene Ontology annotation, biological process: protein phosphorylation. Gene Ontology annotation, molecular function: ATP binding; polysaccharide binding; protein kinase activity. The record is from RefSeq and is a predicted model, not a curated record. Lineage: Eukaryota; Viridiplantae; Streptophyta; Magnoliopsida; Asterales; Asteraceae. The transcript has 2 exons.